This is a messenger RNA of Arabidopsis thaliana (thale cress), 776 nucleotides long. RefSeq lists its product as uncharacterized. The record is from RefSeq and is marked reviewed. The transcript is spliced from 3 exons. Bases 99 to 386 code for a protein of 95 amino acids. Lineage: Eukaryota; Viridiplantae; Streptophyta; Magnoliopsida; Brassicales; Brassicaceae.
CGUAAACUAACCUGUAACCCGACCCGGGACCUAGCUCACUAAGAACCCUUUAAGCCCUAAAAUCUCCGAUCACAUCUGAAUUUUGCUUCUUCCUGGCAAUGGCAUCUUCAAGAGUGUUAGGCAGAUUCUCGUCUCGAUUAAAGUCUCUAUGUCAAAAUCUCAGCAACAAGAAUGCCAAUGUUUCAUCACUCCCCUCUCCCAUCAAAUCUGCAUCACCUUCCUCAGCAACUAGUUGUCGUCUCAAUCGAUCUUCAAGAUUACCAGUGGAGUUGAGCUCGAUGAUACCUCUGCACAGUGCUAUAGCAUCGUCCAGGCUCGUCUCAAGUUUGUCCGUUGAAUCCAAAAUCUGGGGAUUAGUUCCUCAAGGUCUUUCAUUGCCUUUAUGACAGUUUUCUUUUCUCAUCUUACAACAAGUUUCCAGGAGGAUAGAGACAUAAACGAAGCUCGGAUUGUAUCGUUCUUUUUAGCUUUUAUUCACAUCCGAAAGUCCUGUAGUUUAGAUUCUGUUAUCUUGCGGUUUUGAGUUAAUCAGAAACAGAGUAAUCAAUGUAAUGUUGCAGGCUAGAUCUUUCAUCUUUGGAAAUUUAUUUUUUUCUCAUGCAAUUUCUUUAGCUUGACCAUGAGUGACUAAAAGAUCAAUCAGUAGCAAUGAUUUGAUUUGGCUAAGAGACAUUUGUCCACUUGGCAUCUUGAUUUGGAUGGUUACAACUUGCAAGACCCAAUUGGAUACUUGCUAUGACAACUCCAACUCAAGAGUGUCGUGUAACUAAGAACCU